Musa acuminata AAA Group (dessert banana) is the source of this 1328-nucleotide messenger RNA. Its product is annotated as PHD finger protein ALFIN-LIKE 5-like. Lineage: Eukaryota; Viridiplantae; Streptophyta; Magnoliopsida; Zingiberales; Musaceae. Gene Ontology annotation, molecular function: transcription coregulator activity; histone binding; transcription cis-regulatory region binding. The transcript has 4 exons. Gene Ontology annotation, biological process: regulation of DNA-templated transcription. Gene Ontology annotation, cellular component: nucleus. Bases 162 to 764 code for a protein of 200 amino acids. The record is from RefSeq and is a predicted model, not a curated record.
ACCAAACCGUCUCAGCCGAUUCCUCCCCCGUCAUUUCUAUUUGAUCUUCUUUGUUCUUCCUCCGCCCUCUUCUUCAUCUUCUCUCCUCUCCAUCAUCAGAAUUAGCCUGUCUUCCUCGAGGCCUGGAGACCGUACUCGUUUCGUUCAUAGCAGAGCGAGCAAUGGAUUUGGGCAGGAGUGCGUCCACUUAUCGUGAAGCCGAGGAUCUCUUCAAAGACUUCAGAGGCAGAAGAGCCGGCAUGAUCAAGGCUCUUACAACUGAUUUUACCAAGUUCUACCAGCAGUGCGAUCCGGAGAAAGACAACUUAUAUCUAUAUGCAUUUGCUGAUGAGACUUGGGAAGUAAGGGAACGUCCUGAGAAAGUUCUCACAGAAUUUCCUGAACUGGUCAUAGGAAUUAACCUUGCUAGAGAUGUGACGGAAGAAAAGCGGUGGCUCGCAGAUGUUGCAUGCCACAGUGAUGCAUGGUUGCUCUCUUUUUCCUUGUACUGGAGCCUGCGCUUCGGCUUCGACAAGGAAACUAGGAGGCAGCUCUUCGUGAUGAUAAAUACUCUUCCUACUAUUAGCGAGGUUUUUCUUGGAGCUGCCAAUAACGGAGAGAAAGAAACAAUCCCUAGUAACAGCAUCAAAGAUGGGCCGAGUUCAGAGAAGGCGAGUAAGAUUGGCCCUUUGACGACAACUCGUGAUGUGUCCUUAUUUCUCAUCUAUUCAGACUUGGCAGCAUUCCAGACGGGGGCGUCAAAUAAAGGACGACGAAGACGAUGACGAGGACGAACACGAACACGAACACGAACACGAACACGAAGACGAUGACGAUGACGAUGAUGAUGACGAUGACGAUGCCGAGGACGACGGCACAUGUGGUGCAUGUUCGAAGACGCAUCGUCGGGGUGAGUUCUGGAUAUGCUGCGACGCGUGUAAGAAGUGGUACCAUGCCGAGUGCGUCAGAAUAACACCUUCCCAGGCUGAACAAAUCAAGCAGUACAAGUGCCCAAGAUGCUGCCGUAGCAAGACUCCAAGCGCCUGAUCCUGUGUCUCGAUUAGUUAGUAAUCCUUGACCUGCUUGUAUGGGGCUCCGGAUCUAUCUGAAGUUGUUCUUGGCCAACUCCUUUUAUAUGGGGGUGGAGUGUGCUCAAUUUGCAGCACAAACAAGUGAACCUUGGGCUGCCGAGGUCGAUGCGUUGGUUGAGGCUUCAGAGACACCGGAAAGACCCAUUACCUCCUUGACCAUGUUGGUCCGCUUCAUGCUUUACAUUCAUUAGAAGCAGAACAAACUUUUGACUGUGCACAGCAUGUCGGUCCUCUUCUGAAGUUGUUCUUACCUCUGCA